ACCAUAAUUGAUACUUAGAAAAGUAGAAAAUACAAGAGGUGCGUGAAAAAAAAAAAGUUCAGAAUUGUUGAUGAUUGAUAUUAAGUAGUUGUUGAAUUGUUGAGGGGAAGGGAUUAUGAAAUCUCAUUUCCAGUGUCAGCCGUAGCAGGCAGUUCUAGUCGCUGAGUCGCGUGAGUGAGUUACGAACGGAGGGUGGCAACAAGAAGAUGAUGAAGCUGCGAAUGGGAACGGGUGUCAUCGUCAUUUCCACAGCGUUGUUAUUUUUAUGCCUCCCAUUUUGUUCGUCUUCAGUUCCCAAUGACCCCUUCUUCGGAAUCGCUCCCCAAGAUGAGAAAUAUUACAAGUCUUCGGAUGUAAUAAGAUGCAAAGAUGGAUCGGGAAAAUUCACCAGAGCACAGCUCAAUGACGAUUUCUGCGACUGCCCCGAUGGCACCGAUGAGCCUGGUACAUCAGCAUGUCCCGGUGGAAAAUUUUACUGUCAUAAUGCAGGGCAUGUCCCUACUUCCCUGUUUUCGUCUAGGGUGAACGAUGGAAUUUGCGAUUGCUGUGAUGGAACUGAUGAAUAUGAUGGCAAAGUAACAUGCUCAAAUACCUGCUGGGAAGCUGGGAAAGUUGCUCGCGAUAAGCUGAAAAAGAAGAUUGCCACAUAUCAAGAUGGUGUCAAGCUCCGGAAGGAUGAAAUUGAAAAAGCAAAAUCAGCUCUAGAUAAGGACAAGGCUGAACUUUUAAAACUGAAAAAAGAAGAAAGCACACUUAAAGAGAUUGUGCAACAGCUAAAAGAGCAUAAAGAAGAAAUAGAGAAGGAAGAAGAGAAGGAGCGCUUACGGAAGGAAAAAGAAGAGAAAGAGAAAAAGGAGGCUGAGGAGAAGGCUAAUGAAGAAAAAUCUGCAGCUACUGGAGAAGAAGCACGGCAUACAAAUGAAGCAGGAAAGCAUUCAGAUGCCAAAGACUAUGCUGCGGGUGAAACGAAGUAUGAGCAAUCAGAUGUAGGUGAUAGUUAUGAUGGAGCCACAGAUAGUCCUAGUAGUGAAGGAUCUCUGCUUAAUGAAGUGGAGGAGAGUGUAAAGGGUGCUGAGGGAGAACAUGCUGCUAAAUCAGAAACUGAUUUGAGGGUUGAAGAGAAAAAGUCUUCUGAGGAAAUAAUCAAUACGGGAAAUGAUGCAUCUGAAAAUACUGAGGGAUUAUCAAAGGAAGAAUUGGGACAGCUUGUUGCUUCUCGUUGGACAGGACAAAAGGGGGGUAAGCAAAGUGGUGAAGCUGAAGAUGCAAAGAAAACUGAAGAACAGGAAGAUCUCACAAGCGAGUCCAAUAACGAGGAGUAUGAAGGCUAUGCUUCUGAAACUGACGAUGACAGCAACAGAUAUGAUGGAGAAGAUGAAACCGAAGACGAUUUUAGAGAGGAAGAGAUGAUUCUAAUGAGCUCAGAUGUGGUGGCAACAGAUAAUCCUUCUUGGUUAACAAAAAUACAGAGAACUGUGCGGAAACUUUUUAAGGCUGUUAAUUUCUUCGAGACUCCAUUGAACCAGACAGAUGCUGCUCGUGUACGAAAAGAAUACGAUGAGUUGAGUUCCAAGUUGUCAAAAUUACAGUCAAGAGUAUCAAGUCUGACACAAAAGUUAAAACAUGAUUUUGGUCCAGAGAGCGAGUUCUAUUCAUUCUAUGACCGAUGCUUUGAGAGUAAACAGAACAAGUACACUUACAAAGUCUGCCCUUAUGAUCAGGCUUCUCAGGAGGAGGGCUAUUCAACUACCCGUUUGGGCCGCUGGGACAAAUUUGAGGACUCCUAUAAAGUAAUGGCAUUUUCCAAUGGUGAUAGAUGCUGGAAUGGUCCUGAUAGAAGCAUGAAGGUUAGGAUGAGAUGCGGGCUGAAAAAUGAGAUUACAGAUGUGGAUGAACCAAGCCGAUGCGAAUAUGUAGCUUUGUUAUCUACCCCAGCUCUUUGUAAAGAGGAAAAGUUGAAGGAAUUACAACACAAGUUAGACUCCCUGAAUUCGCAACAACCCGAAAAACACGACGAAUUAUGAAACAUCAGCAUGGAUUUAACCAGGUAGUAGAAAGAUCUUGAAGCAACUGAACGAAGUGCUGGUGCCCUUAAGUUUUGUAUCCUAUAGCUUAAACACAAAUUUGAUAUUGGUUUUGGGAAUUAGGAAGGGAAUAGGGAAUGAAUUUAACUUGGGUUUGGCAACCCUUGUGGCAGGUCAGGGUUGACAACAUUUUAAUGUGACUAAUCUCAUGGCACACUUUUCUUUGUUGAACUCAGAUUUUUCUACCUGGGUUCUAUGGCCCUUCUUGAAAUUGUCUAUUCAAUUUCGCAAAGGACAGGUUUCUAUAUAUUGUGCCAAAAAUCUAGAGAGAGAGUAAUUCUCAGCUUGAAUUUUUGUCACCAUGAGUGGACAUUGUUAUUGAAUCUCAUAGAUGAGUUAUCUUUAUAACUAUUGACUCAUCGAUCAUCUAUCCUCUUAUAUACUACGACCUUUUCCGAAA
This is a messenger RNA of Arachis duranensis, 2484 nucleotides long. RefSeq names its product glucosidase 2 subunit beta. Gene Ontology annotation, biological process: N-glycan processing. The coding region runs from base 207 to 2024 and encodes 605 amino acids. Gene Ontology annotation, cellular component: glucosidase II complex. NCBI's taxonomy places the organism in Eukaryota, Viridiplantae, Streptophyta, Magnoliopsida, Fabales, Fabaceae. The record is from RefSeq and is a predicted model, not a curated record. The transcript is spliced from 18 exons.